CUGACGCUAGACGCCGGCACUCCUUAUAAGCACCUGUCCUUCUGUGUCAUGCCACGCUCCCAAUAUGAAAAGCGUGUGAUUGUUUUCCACAAGACACAGUGUGCGUAGAUAGUAAACUGACUAUAUAGCCUCUAUAGAGGUUCGUUCUAUCAUUCAACUGCAAGCACGACAGUGAAGGCUUGUUGCUUUUCUCUCCCGAUACACCAUGGAGGUGCCACACUGUGCCCAGGACGUUGGCAGCCAUGCAGUGUCAUUGUUGGCUUAUCUGAACAUCCAAAGAGAACAAGCUCACUUCUGUGACUGUGUGCUGAUACAGAGACAGAGUCCAGCUCAGCUCUACCCUGCACACAGGUGUGUUCUGGCAGCUUCUAGUCCAGUGCUGGCAUCUAUUUUGUCGUCUACUGGUGCUCUGGUGGAACUUCAAGCUCCAUGUCUGUCUGACGCUGUGUUGACGCCUCUUCUGGAUUACAUUUACACAGGAGCUUUGCCAUUCACUCAUAGCCAGCAACAGUACUACAGUCUGCUCAACGCUGCCUGCUACCUGCAGAUGAUUGAACUGCAGGAGGCUCUGAGGGCUUGGCAACAAACUGAGGCGAGUGCUGCAGAAAAUGCUGAUGCAUCCCCUGGAGCUGAAACUCAACCAUAUAAAGGCAAUAAGAAAACUUCUAGGACAACGAUGAACAUAUUCAGUGAUCUGCCUCUAACACCCAGUAGUGAUGCCUUUAGAAGACUUGAGGAAACAGACACUUUCAGCGUACAAAGUGCUACAAGUUCACCAGAAAGGGAAGCUCAUGAGUAUUCAGCAACUGUGGAAACAUUUAAUGAAUCUCAGAUGCAUUCAACCAGUAGAGAUUCUAGAGACGAAGAAAUAGUUAUGAGUAGAAAUAGCAGUAAGCAUGGUUCCAACAAGUGUAGCACAUCAGAUGCAAACAGCUUAAGCACUGAAAGCAAUGCAAAUGCAGGUGACUACAGACAAGCACCUCAUCUGACACGUCAGGAUUUGAUUCAGAAUAUCACUGGCAUUGCUGAAAGGCAUGACAUGUCUGAAGUGGACAAAGAGGUCCGAAAGGAUCAGUUUCAUUUGACUGCCAUUGUAAAGCCAGAGAUCUGGCAGAAGAGCAAAGGAGAGGAGCUAAUGAGAACAACCGAGGACAGGAGGAGCUCCUCCUUAUCACCACAUCCAAGUUGUGGGGCAGUUCCUGUCAUCUGUCACAGCAGUAGAGUGGCUGUCCUCCAGCUGGCAGAAGUGUCUGCAGUGCCUCCGUACCAUCCAGCAUCCCUGGCUGCAGGCAGCUCUAGCAGGGCUUCUGUCUCACGUUCAGCAAGCACAGACAAUGACAGCAUUGUAGAGAGUUUUUCCACUAAACAUGAAAGUCAGCAUGGAGCACAGAGUCUGGACAACAAACAUAAUAAUCACCACACUCUCACACACAGUCAAGAUUACCGUGACAUUUCAGCUCAAUGUGCUACGCAGGAUUUUAGUUACAAAUUCAGCGCAGGUAGAUCUGAUGUGUCGAAAGAGGAUUACAACAGCAGCAAUACAGAUUGUUUUAUAAUACAGAAUAAAGAACAUAUAAGAAAAGGAUUGCCCCACAAUACAGAACAUCUGAGGGAUGAUUCAGUGCCACAGAACACGGACAGGAACAAGUGGUUAAAGUCGAGAAGUGACCUCAGUAUCGAUGGUUUCCCCUCCAAACAUAAGCGACUGGAUUGCUUUGAGUGCUACAAUGUGUCCUUGGCAACUGCAACAGAGGAGCUUUCACAAGAUCCGAGAGCUGCAGUUUCGCUUCCUGUAGAACACUCAGACACACAGAGGGACUCUCACUGUAAAGAUUUAUGUGCCGAGGGAGAAGCGAAAGAGGAACAUUGUAACUCUAGAAGGUAUUCCGCUGAAAUGGAUGUGCACGACAGCCAUUGCAAUCUCGAUGUAAAUAAGAUAAACUGGUACUCGAACAUACAUGGAAUUGGGAAAAGCACUAAAGAUUCCGCCUCUAGCCAGAAUGAACAUGAUUCAAAUUGCAGACAUACAGCUAUGCAAAGCAGAGCACACAGUGUUGAUUUGUGUCUGCCCGUCUCCAUCACACCAGGGUCAAGCUUGGAUAAUGUCACUGGCAGGCGCUCUCCCUUUGAAUGCCGCUCAUCUGUAGAACCUGAACAGACCUUAGGCACUGAGACCACGGAGCCACACUUAUCUCUUAGUGUGGGCCAGUCAUACCAUGGACAUCUUCAUUAUCACUGCCUACCACAGGACAACAUGCACUUAUCCCAUGGAGACCCAGAUCAAAAACACCCCCAGGCUAACCACCCUGAUCAUUCAGGCAAGUCCAGUGAUGACGAGGUCAGUACCUCUGCAAGUCCAGGUCUGAGUCCCCUGAAGCAGCACUUUGCUACAGGGGCAACAGACCAAGUUCUCUUGCUGGACAUUAGCACCAAACCUGCUGAACUGAUUGUAUCCUGUAAACACAGAUCUGACAGAGAAGAGAUCGAGGUUGGAGAAAAGGACACAUUUGAAACUAGGAUCAGGAAUCAUGAUAGAGUCCAAAGAAAAGAAGCAACAGCAAGGGAUGAGAUGAAAAAAAUGAGGGCUAGGACUGAGAGUUUGGAUGAGACAACAUCUUGGGGUGGACAAGCAAAUAUUGAUAAAAGAAAAUCUGUGGGUAAAGACCAAAGCAGACCAGGAGCUGAGGUUAUACAAAAAGCUGGAGUCAUGGAAGUGGUUGAGAACCAAAUCAGUGCCUGGACACCCUGUGCAGCUCCUCCUGUGUCAGACUCUGCACAAGUCUCCAUGCCAUCCACCUCGUCUGUUUGCAUACCUUCUACCCUUUCAGCCAGCGUGCCAUCAAACAUAUCAGCUCAUCUGUCAAGUCCUGCUCACCACCCUUUCCAAUGUUCUCUAUGCGAUCGUUCCUUUAGCCAGCGAGGCUCUCUGAAUAGACAUGUGCGCAGCCACCUUGGCGUAAGGCCCUUCCCCUGCCCCCACUGUCCCAUGACCUUUUCACGGCAGUACCGAGUCACAGAGCAUAUGCGUGUCCACCAGCGCUGCACACUUGGGACUGACUUUGAAAAGCCUCCUGCCUCUUCAAUGUGAGAUAAUGAAGAAAAGCAUCAAAACUGAAAUUUAACCAUUGAAAGAAAAUACUACUCAAAUGUAUGUGUUUUUAAUGGCUCGCUUUAAGUUAGUCUCGAUAAUACUGCAAUGUGAUGAAAGCAGACUAUUCCUAAUAAUGUGAUGGACAUAUAACUAGUAUUUAGACAGAGUAUUUAAAAGUUUAAUUUCAGUUAACAAUGAAACAUGACAACUUGUUCGUGGAAGCAGUGACUCAUGAUGGUUAACAUACAGAGGAAAUAGCUAGCACUUCCUCUUAGACGUGGAAAUUUUAGUCAUCUUUGGUUAUCAAGUUUGCGACUUCAUUUCUUUCAUGCAAACCUAACUGCUUUGGCAGCUAUUUUUUAGUGAAAAAUGCACUCUACCAGCACCAAACAGCAAACAGCGCAGAACACAGUAGAGCAUUAAGCAGCUAAAGAGCCAGAUAUGUUCUUCCAGGAGUUGGCAGAGACCAAAAACAGUGAAAAGCAAGUGAAUAAUGAGCCGAGGCAGCCUGAACCAUGACUCCAAGUGAAUUAAUAUGUUCUCCUGUGUCUGCUGAAUAUCGUUGAACAAAGUCACUGCAACAGCUUGUAAGAUGUUGGGUGAUAUGUGUGUAUUGCAUCAUAGCUUGUUUUCUCAGCGCAAGUGACAAAAAAUAAGUCAAAAAAUGCAGUUCUGAUGUAUUCAUUCUCCUCGUGUACAUCUACUUGCUGUAGACUGCAGCAGAAAUGCUAUACCGUAUAAUGAUAUAAUGACAGAAACAAAAAUCCUUAAUUUUAGUGCCAUAAUGCAUGUGUCUGGCCAAUGUAAUUUUGAAAUUUAUGACCGGAGACAUCACAAGUCAUUUUGGCAAUUUUAAGUGUAAUGCAGGACUCUUAUUUUGCACAAAAUUGUACAUAAUGUAGGCAGAAUUUUAUAACUGGACUUCAUUCCAUUCAGGACUCUAGUGUGCUGGUAUUCAGUAGGCACUACAUUUGACACUGUGAGAAAUGUAUUAAUGAUGUCUCACACACUGUCCCCUGUAAGUGAAGACAGUACGUUGGGUGUCAGAGUGUGCUGUGAAACAUGACCUGAAGAUAAAAAAAAAAAAAAAAAAAACAGAAGAAAGAAAUUUGUGUCAAGGGCAGGCAUGAGGCUCUCUGCAUGUUCUGUCUUAUCAAUGCCAAACUUGUUCUAUAAGGAACAGAAAGGUGGAAAUGGUUGUUCUGUACUCAACUCCACAGAUAGGACAUACAUGUAACCAUAGGCCAGAGAUGGUUGGAGUUGUUAACAUUACAUCUUCAUGCUCUGAAGGUCCGUGUACGGAUCUGGUAACUGGAUUUUCCGUUCUGAAGCGGGUAUUGAAAAACAAAAAACAAGUGGUUAUUUGAUUUUCGUUUUAAAAUACAAAAAUUAAAAUUGAAAUACAAGGCGUUUUUCCUUUUCAUGAUCAAAAAGGGAUGUACGAAAUUUUAAAAAUGCUUUGAUUUUCAUUUUAUAUUUAGAAUAACAAAAAAAUAAAAUCAGUAAGAGACAGAAACGAAAAAAGGUCCGUGUUUUUAUUUUGUGGGACCGGAAGUGGUCAUCAGCAAGUGUGGAGCCAAACGACAGCAAGAUUCUCGGAGGGCGGAGCCAGAGAGCAGCGAUUGGUCAGACCAUAGACAAUAUAGAAGACUGCACGCUAGCGUAUCUAGUGUUAUAUGUAUCUAUGGUCGCCACGUCUGGUAGCAUCUCUGGCUGUUGUUGAGCUUGUUUUUGGAGUAAAACACGGUGGAAGCUGAAUUAGUGAGGAUGACUCCUGCUCCUGUCAUCUCUAAGCUCCUCACACAUCUUUACCUGCACAUGAGGAAAAUCACUCCUGUAGAAUGCAGAUGUUCAGAGGGAGAUGAUGCCACAUCUGGUCCAGCUGAUGGAAGGUCUUGAAGUUCUCUGACUGGCCUCGACUGAAGAUGGUCGUCUCACUGGAUUUAAGGUUCAGAUGCUCAGUAACAAACUCCACCAAUGAGCCAACAGGGAAGCUUUAGGUUUAUUAAAUGUUGCUAUGAAGGUUUCGCUGUUUUUCUUUGUGAAUGCAAUGUGCUCCAACUGAAACUUGAAUUAGAACUUAGAAGUAAAUCCUUCCAUCUGAAAGGAUUUAGUUGCAUUAAUAACCUCAUAACAUUCUAAUUUUUAUUCCAGUCUUGGUUGGAAAUAGAAUCUCUGUAUUGAUUCAGGUAAAAACUGAACUUCACAGCAUGUUGGAGCAAAACAACCAGAUGAAAACUGUGAUGGUGUUGGAUUGUCAGACCGUAAUGUUGCAGCUCAAAGCAGCUUUUCUAUCUCAGUUCAUUCUGACAUUCAGCUAUGAAUCAACACAGCAGAUGGUGAUCCAUGCUGUGGAAGUCUCACAUCUCCUGAUUUAAUGGAGCUGCUUUGCACUUUUUACACUGUUUAUUCACCAACACUUUAUUUAAUAAAAGUCCCAUCUAGUUUUUAUGAGGAAUGUGAUGUUUUAAUUUCUCUGUGAAUAACUGCAGUCUAAUGCAACAGCUGGAGUUGUAACAUCUGUCCUGAUAUUGAUCAUGAAGUAUUGAUCAGAAUACUUAUGGUUAGCAGUCAUCCCUGAAGUUUUACAUUAAAAUCUUUACUUGUGUUGUGAACUUUGGUAAGAAGCAGAAACUUUAGCGUUGCCAUGGAUACAUGAGUGUUAAAUUCUGUCCAUGUUUCCAUUUUGGGAAAUGCAGUCCAGUUCCAGAAUGUGGAGGAAUUUAGUCUCACAAUCACAGACAACAAAUAUUAUCUGAAAGUCGGGUUAUUGUUGUUUAUCAGCACAAUACAAAAAGAUUAAUGUUAGAAAUAUUCCAGUUAAGACUCUAGAAUAUCAUGAUUUAUGUAAAUUUACCUCAAUAAUAUGAAUGUUCAGGUUAAGAUUGUACAGUGAUAUUUAUUAUGUAAGUUUAGCUGAUUAAAGUUUAUGACUCUGCACUAAAAUAUUAUUUAAAUUGACAUCAUUAUUAUAAUAUUUAGGGUCAGACCCUACAGUAUUGAGAUUAAGAAAUCAAAUAUUCUAUAAAAUGUAAAUACACUGAACUCAUUUGGAUAUAUUUAAGUGAGACUCUACAAUAUUAUUUGACACAAAUCUAUCUAAAUCAAAAUUUUAAUAAUUUUCAUGCCAAACAUUUACUGGACUGAUUUAAACAUUAAAAUCACUCCUUUCUAAUCCUCUGCUGUACGUUCAAACCUGAGGCCUUAAAUAGAAACACACAAGUAUCUGUUUGAAGGAACUUCUGCAGAGUCCUGGUUCCAGAACAUGAUGAUAGAAUUAUAGACAAACUUUAACAAAAGCUGCCUGAGAGUUUACAGGUUUUUAUGUUGGAUUUCUUCAGUAAUUUAAUGAGCGUUAUCAGCAAUAAUCAAGUGUUCAUUUGAUGAACUUCAUUUCCUAAAACAUCCAGAAUUGGAGCUCAUAUCUUUGGCAGCUGUAAAGUUUCUGCUCCUUCAAAGUUCACAACACAAUGAAUGAAUUCCUAAAACACUCUCAAUGCUGGAGAGCGUUUGUGAUGCUGAAGCAGUGAUCAGUUUUUCUGUUUCUUCUCUGGAGAUGCACAAUGAGGGACGUCUGCAGAGACUGAGAAAGAGUCUCACCACAUCCUGACAUGAGGAAAAAGACUUUAUUGAAGACUACAAUGAGAAAAACUAUCAGACAGCAGACGGCUGCAUUCAAGGUGAGCUCUGAACAUUUGAUCUGGAACAGGAAUUCAAUAACGGCAGCAUGAGCUUCAUUUCAGUCUGUAGCUGCUGAAUUCAUGGAUGAAUCAUCUGGCACUAGAGAGGAAGACCAUCAAACAUCCAUGUCAGCUGAUGGAGGUCCAAGAGUCUCACCAAACAAACAACCUACAGAGUGAAGACCUCAAAUCUGAUUGGACGGCCUCCUAUUCAGCCACAUUUUAGGCUGUUAGAUUGUUCCAGAUAAGACAAGUACAAGAUUCUUCAGAGCCGUUCUACCACGAGCCUGACAGGAAGAACUCCAACAGCUACUGAAUGUUCCUGUGGUCCCCUCAAGGCUACAGGAGGAGCCCUACGAGGACGAGCCGGUCCACCUGAUGGAGGCCAGUCGCUGCGGUUCAAAGCCAACACCGACUACGUGGACUUCUACUGGACCACAUGGAGGCCUUCAAACCGGACCAACAAGUUCAGCGACUCCCCGACUCGUGGGUCUGAGGACGCCGCCGAGCCUCGGCCCAGCCGGCCUCCUGUCUGUGGGUGUUUGAGUGCUGAGAGGUUUGUGGAUGCAUGUGAACGUGUCUGUGUUGAAACAGCAGCUUUUGACUCAGUAACGCCGGGAAAAACCAAGAGCUCCUUUAUUUGUGACUUCCACUAAAAAAACUGAUGAAAAUAAGUUUGCCAGGGUUCUGACUGAUAACAGAUUAUUAAAUAAUGAAAAUAAUAGUUUAAAUAUUCCUUUAAACAAUCCUUUUAGGUCUACAUUUCCUUUACACUGACUUCUUGGUAUAUGUACAAGUAUUUUGGGUGGAAUAUACCAUUAAGCCCAAUGUUCAAGGGUUCUUCUGGGAAUAUACCAUUAAACCAACCUUUUAGGUAAAUGUUCCAGGAUGUUGAGUAGAAUAUACCAUCAGAUCAACCUUUUAGGUCUACAUUGGAAGAUUUUAGAGUAGAAUAUUACUCCAAACCAUCCUUUAGGUCUACAUUUAAGGUGGAAUACUCCUUUACACCAAGAUUUUUUUGGUCUACAUUGAAGGAUUUUAGGUGGAAUAUUCCUUUGAACGAACUUUUUAAGUUUAUGUUCAAGGAUGUUGGGUGGAAUAUACCAUCAGACCAACCUCCAAGGUCUACAGUAGUGAAUUUUAGGUGGAAUAUACCAUUAAACUCACCUUUUAGGUCUACAUUGGAGGAUUUUAGGUGGAAUUUUCUUCCAAACCGUCUUUUAGUCUACAUUUAAGGAUGUUUAGGAUGGUAUAUUCUUCCAAACCAACUUCUCAGGUCUACAUUUCAGGUGGAAUAUUCCUCCAUACUAACUUUUUUGGUCUACAUUGAAGGAUUUUUUCUAAACCACCCUUUCGGGUCUAUAUUUGAGGUUUUAGGUGGAAUAUUCCUUUUAACCAGCCCCUCAGGUCUCUUUGAGGAUUUUGGAUGGAAUACUCGGUUAAACCAACAUUUUAGGUGCAUGUCCAAGGAUUUUUGGUGGAAUGUUCCUUUAAGGUGGAUGUUUGAGGACCUUGUAGGUGGAAUACUUCCUGAAACCAACCUUUUAGGUCAACAUUCAAAGAUUUAAGGUGGAAUAUUCCUUUAAACCAACCUAAAUUUCAUGUUUUGAUCAUUAUCAAGUGAGAAACCUCAAUCCAGACUCCUCAUAAUGACGUUUGAGAUUUAUGCUGCUGUUAUUUGUUUAGUCCAGACUAAAUGACAGAAAUCCACAACUGUAAUUUUAUUUCAGGACUCGGUUAUUAAAUGUCAAAACAAUCCAUGUGACUCUAAAAACUCAACAGCUGUACAAACUCUAAGAUUAAACUCUCCACAAGGAUCCAAAAUAAGUUGGACUUCUACAUGAGAGCUUUAAUUAUUCUUCAUCUACUUCCUGAAAAGUUUGGUCAAUAAAAAAGACAAAAACUAAUAUUUUCAGCUGAACUAAAGACAGACUUUGUGAUUUUUCUGCUCACAUGUUGUGUUGUUGUAAACUUACUCUUUCAAAUAAAUACCUGCCUAUCCCCCU
Molecule: messenger RNA, 8777 nt
Organism: Amphiprion ocellaris (clown anemonefish)
Lineage: Eukaryota; Metazoa; Chordata; Actinopteri; Pomacentridae
Exons: 6
Coding region: 206-3088 (960 amino acids)
Biological process (GO): regulation of transcription by RNA polymerase II
Cellular component (GO): nucleus
Molecular function (GO): protein binding; DNA-binding transcription factor activity, RNA polymerase II-specific; RNA polymerase II cis-regulatory region sequence-specific DNA binding
Source: RefSeq, a predicted model, not a curated record